Sorghum bicolor (sorghum) is the source of this 1615-nucleotide messenger RNA. Its product is annotated as motile sperm domain-containing protein 2. NCBI's taxonomy places the organism in Eukaryota, Viridiplantae, Streptophyta, Magnoliopsida, Poales, Poaceae. The record is from RefSeq and is a predicted model, not a curated record. The transcript has 8 exons. The coding region runs from base 413 to 1183 and encodes 256 amino acids.
CCUUUCCUCAGUCCCCCCCCCCCCCCCCAACCCCCCCACCCAAAUCAAUCUCCGACUCACGGCUGGCUCAGCUGCACGCUGUUGGCCGGAGGAGCACCGGCGCCAGGCUCGCCGACGGAACUGCAGGCCGCUCUGCCUGCGCUGAGCCACUGCAGCCAGCCACCACGCUUCUCCACCGCCCGGCCACCGAGUUCUUCACCUCCUCCACGCCCACGCCCACGGAGAAGACAAGGCAGCAGCAGGGAGGUCAACGGCAGCGGCAACGGCAACGGCGUGGAGCUGCCGGCUGCGUCUGCGGCCCUCGCCCUCCAGGCUCCGCGGCGCUCACGUUCACCUCCUGGCUCCCUCCCUCCCUCAGUCUGCUGCUGCAUCGUCGGGGACCAACAAUCGCAGAAUCCGAGUGAAAGCGAACAUGAUGACUGCCUCUUGCUACGUCUGCCGAUCCGUCGUCCGUGCUCCUCCGCUCAAGUCCAGGACUGCAGUGCGCUGCCAAAGCGCCGCGCCGCCAGGUGCCACCUCCACCUCCAAGCUUGUCCUAGAGGUGAAAGAACGGCUAGCGAGGGAGCACCCAGGCCUCCCCACUGGCAGGAACGGGAGAGACGAUGACGACAUGGUCCUCUGGUUCUUGAAGGACCGCAAAUUCUCUGUCGAUGAAGCCGUCCCCAAGCUCACCAAGGCGAUUAAAUGGCGUCAGGAGUUUGGUGUUUCAGAAUUAUCAGAAGAAUCAGUGAAAGGCCUCUACCAAACUGGCAAGGCAUAUGUACAUGAUUCUUUGGACGUUUAUGGCCGACCUGUGCUGGUUGUAGUGGCAGCCAAACAUUUUCCUUCGACACAGGAUCCAGUUGAAAACCAGAAGCUCUGUGCCUAUUUGGUUGAGAAGGCAGUAAGCAGACUUCCCUCAGGAGCAGAGAAUAUACUUGGGAUCUUUGAUCUGAGAGGCUUUCGUGUUGAAAAUGGUGAUCUCCAGUUCCUAAAGUUUUUGAUUGAUGUUUUUUACUAUUACUACCCGAAGCGGCUUGGCCAAGUUCUUUUUGUCGAUGCUCCAUUUGUUUUUCAGCCAAUGUGGCAGGUUGUUAAACCUCUGUUGAAAUCAUAUGCCUCCCUGGUAAGGUUUUGCGACGCGGAGACUGUGAGAAAGGAAUACUUCAAAGAAGAAACUGUGCCUCCUGAUUUCUGCAAUUAGAUCCCAUGAUCAUUUCUUCAGUAAUUGCAAAAAUGUGCAGGUGGUUUCGGAAACAUGGCCUUUAAUUGAUCGAGAAUGGUGAAUGGAUUUGGCACCCAGUGGGGCUGGCGCCUUCCCUAUCUGUACCGUUGGAUCAACUUCUCAAAAGUUGCUCAGACGGAGACUAACGGCAGCAAACGUUUGGUGAGAGUCCAGUAAAAGAAUGGCCCCCGUGCUUGUACAACUUCUGUGGAGCAGAAUGCUCUGUUUAGGCUGCUAUCUGGAAUGGUCCUGUACCAUAUUUUUCUGGUUCUGGAUGAAGCUAUAUAUGGACUUCAUCCAUCUCCCUUGAACAAUUGCCAAUUACAAUACUUGUGUAUGCCCAAUUCCAUGGUGUAGUACCAUAACUUUUCAGUUGCAGACAACACAUGGAUUCCAUUUUUUUUUAUCAAA